Messenger RNA from Brassica napus (rape), 4575 nucleotides. RefSeq lists its product as uncharacterized. Bases 1 to 4575 code for a protein of 1524 amino acids. The transcript has 4 exons. The record is from RefSeq and is a predicted model, not a curated record. NCBI's taxonomy places the organism in Eukaryota, Viridiplantae, Streptophyta, Magnoliopsida, Brassicales, Brassicaceae.
AUGCAACCUGUGUGGAAUGUGCCUGGUCGCACUUCCGGUGUGAAUCCUUCGGCGUUUGCGCCUGGUGAACCCCCUCCCGGCCUCCCCCCUGACCCUCCUGACCCAUCCUCUCCUCUUUCCCCUGUAGAAUUCCCUUCCCUCACUGAUUCCACCUCUAAAACUGCUCUUGCUGGUGCUUCUCGAAAGGGACAUCGUAAGAUGCUGAUGAACCCCACCAUUACUGCGGCCUCUACGGAGAACCUGCUACCAUCAACUACCUCUACUGGUGCCAUUGCAAUGGAAACAGAGCUAGGUAACCCAACCUUAUCUUCUUCUGUCACUGUUACAGAAAAUAGAUCUGAGACUGCUACAGUCAAAACCCUUCCUACAGAAACUACCCUUCAACAACACUACCAGAUACUCCCGUCCAAACCCUCCUCACCUACUCAAACCAACAAAGCGGCCUCCUCCAUCCAGACCAACACUGUUUCCAACCAAAGUGAAACCCAACCCCCGGCUCCCUUACUUAUCAACCAAACUCUCCCUCCAUCUUCCACCCCUCCCGUUACUGAGAACUCUCUAAACCCUACCCAAACUCUGAUUGAAAAGCUCAGGGCCUCAGCAGACAAGCCUUUGAAGCGUCUUGCGCCUGUUGCGGUUUCUCCAACUGGAAGGCCUCGUGUAGUAAUACCUGAUGCUGUUUUCAAAAAAGGAGCAGAUAUUCAUAAAGACUUCAUUAUCUGCUACUUCAAUGGGAAGUCCCCACCUUUCAAUCAGAUACAGAGUGUAUUUAAUUACAUGUGGGGAAAAGGUAAAAGACUAGAGAUCCACAAUAACCCACUGAACCGAUCAGUUAUUGUGCGUAUUCAGAGUGAUUACCUCAGGCAGAAGAUACUAGAAAAGAACAUCUGGUACGUGGGGGACUCUAUGUUACAUACUGCCCAGUGGAACUCUACCCAUUCCAUGUCAACCCCCCCUCUGAAAGCCAUCCAGAUAUGGGCCCACAUCACAGGAGUUCCUCUUGAUCUCCGUCAUGAUGAAGGACUAAGCUUGGUGGCUGGACUGGUAGGUGAACCAAAAGACACUGAUGAGUUCACAAGGAACUUGGUUAGCUUAACAGUUUGUCAUGUCAAAGUGGAAGUGGAUUUGACUGUACCAUUACCUAAGGUGGUCGAGUUUGAGAGGGAAAGUGGGGUAGUUGUGGAACUUUCUGUCCACUACCCAUGGGUUCCUCCUACUUGCUCGCAUUGUCACGAGCUCGGUCACAUCAUCCGAAACUGUCUCACUUUCUUCCCAGCUCCCCCUGACAAAGAUACAGCUCCUUCGAAUGAGCAAACUGCUACUCAAAAAACCAAAGAAUUCCCACAAACACCCCGCUCAAAGCCUUCCCAAAAAACUCCACAAAAUACCCAAAAUACCACCCAAAAUACCAAAAACCCCAAUUCAUCUUUUACCCCUUCAAAGGCUUCUAGAAAACUUCACAAAAAAUACCUGCCUGUUGUUAAGGAUCUCCCUUUAGGCUCUGUAGCCUUAACUCCGGUUGACCUCCCAUUACCAUCUCUCCAAACCCCUUCCUCAUCCACUUCCCUUGCUCCAACUCUUCCUAUUCUCCCUUCCAAUUCCCUAUCUAGACAGUGCAUCACAUGCGUCCUAUCUAUCCCUAACCAGGCUCCUAUCUACUACACCGCUAUCUAUGCUUCCAACCAAAGCGACGAGAGAGUGGAAUUGUGGAAUGAACUCCUCAUUACCCAUUCCACGCUUGAUCUCGAAAACAAAAACUGGGUGGUGGGAGGUGACCUGAACCAAAUCCUAUUCCCUUUUGAGCACUCAAACCCAGAUGUAAACUUCACAGAUAAUCCCAUGUACCAACUCCAGGAUUGUUUGCUACAAGCGGGGUUAUUUGACUUGAGGUAUCUUGGUCCUUGUCAUACAUGGACGAACAACCAACCGGAGAGCCCUACAGCGAAAAAACUAGAUAGACUGCUCGUUAACAACAUCACUAUUGACUCCUACCCCCAUGCUGUAGCCUCGUUCCUAGCCCAAGAAAUGUCUGACCACACCCCCUGUCUCCUAAACCUGGCCCUCUUCCUCCCUAGAGCCGGAACCUUCCCUUAUAAAUUCCAAAACUAUCUCACCAAACACCCGGGGUUUGCUCAGGUACAGGCGCUGAAUGAUCCGAGUCCAGACACUUUUCAAUCGGAAAGAGAACUUCACCAAAAGUGGAACUUCCUAAGGGAAAUUGAGGAGUUAUUCUUCAGACAGAAGUCUAGAAUAAAUUGGCUAAAGGAAGGUGAUCUAAAUACAGCUUACUUCUUUAGAAUCUGCCAAGUCAGGGCGAGCUACAAUGCCAUUCGAGCUUUUCUCACACCCGCCGGAGCUUGGUUGACUGAUCCCUUCGAAAUGAGCAGCCUUGCUGUAUCACACUUCUGCUCUGUACUAGGACCUUCUUUUGUGAAUCCAGUCGCUCCCUCUACGCCAGAGUGGUUCCAAUCGCUCCUAGACUUCUCAAUCUCUCCUGUUCAAGCCUCGCAGAUGCUGCGAAUCCCAACUGGUGAUGAAAUAAGGUCAAUGAUAUUCAAGCUCAACCCGAACAAGGCACCGGGACCAGAUGGACUAACCUCAGGAUUCUUCAAGGCCGCAUGGAGCACAAUAGGAGAUGAGGUGAUCACGUCCAUCACUCACUUCUUCUACACUGGUUUCCUACCUUCUUCAGCAAAUGCCACGAUCCUCACUCUAGUCCCGAAGUUCCCUGGAGCAUCGGAAAUCACAGAGUUCAGACCAAUCUCAUGUUUGAACACAGUCUACAAAGUCAUUUCCAGAUUACUGGUAAAGAGACUAAAGCCCAUUCUGCCUAAACUCAUUCUGCCUAGUCAAACGGCUUUUGUCAAAGGAAGACUUCUACUGGAAAAUACUAUUCUUGCCAGCGAGCUAAUAAACGGAUAUCAUAAAAACAAAGGCUCGAAGAAGAUUACCAUCAAGGUAGAUAUAGCUAAGGCAUUUGACACUCUGUCGUGGAACUUUCUUUUCUCAUGUCUCCAAGGCUUGGGGAUUCCGCACCAGAUGCUUCACUGGCUGCAUUCCUGUAUCUGCACAACGAGUUUUAUGGUGGGUUAUAACGGUACAGUCAAUGGGUAUUUUAAGGGAACAAGAGGCCUUAGACAGGGAGAUCCGCUGUCCCCAUAUCUGUUUGUCAUAGCUAUGAACUGCCUGUCCCAUAUGCUUAAUGCAGCUGCAACUAACUCUAAGCUCAGAUAUCACUCUAAUUGCAAGAAAGUUAAGUUGACUCACCUGUCUUUUGCUGACGAUCUCCUAAUCUUCAUUGAAGGAAACAUAGAAUCUGUCCAGUGUGUGCUGCAAGUGCUCAAGGAGUUUGAAAAUCGCUCUGGAUUGGCUGUCAGUUUGCAAAAAACGAGUUUCUUUGCUUCAGGAAUGACAGAAGAGGAGAUCAAUACCAUUCAAGCGUCAACAGGGAUGGCGUGUGGAAGCUUACCCUUCAGAUACCUGGGAGUCCCUAUGAACUCGAGGAAACUGUCCUUAGCGAGCUGUGAGCCACUUCUCCAUCAAAUCAAGACCCGCUUCUCCUCCUGGUCAACAAAAACUUUGUCAUUCUCGGGUAGACUAAUGCUUAUAAAAACGGUGAUCGCGGGAAUUACCACUUUCUGGUGUUCUUCGUUUGUGCUUCCAAAAGCUUGUGUUGUGAAGAUCAACUCAAUGUGUAGUGCCUUUCUGUGGAAAGGGAACCUCGACGCACAUAGCACAGCGAGGGUGGCUUGGACUACGGUCUGUAAACCGAAGGAAGAAGGUGGAUUAGGCGUUAAAGAUCUACUAACAUGGAAUAAAGCUUGCUGUCUGCGACUGAUCUGGCUCCUAUUCUUUAGACCUGACUCUGUGUGGGUUUCCUGGUUCAAAGAAGUCAUAUUAAAAGGGUCCGUAAGCAACUAUUGGACCACAAACCCCUCCCAAAAAUUCUCCUGGCUAGCAAACAAACUCCUCAAGUUAAGAAGUGUGGCUUACCCUUUAAUUCACAUUCAAAUCCAAAAUGGUGAGCAUGGCCGGUUCUGGAUUGAUAAUUGGAGUCCAUUUGGGAAGCUCCAAGACUAUUUGGAAGGAGGCAGAUCAAGAUUGGGGAUCCCGCUAAAGGCAACUCUGGCUUCACUUUAUCGCAAUGGAACUUGGCAACUUCCUGCGGCAAGAACAGAGAAUCAACUUCAGGUUCUGACAUUCAUUACUACUAUCAAUUUCAAUAGUCAGCCAGAUCAAUAUGUAUGGAAGAUUAAUGGGAAAAGCAGUGAGAAGUUCAGCACGGGUGAAGUUUAUCAAUACCUCAGAGGCGACGUAGAAGAAGUUAACUGGGCAAAGGUCAUCUGGAGUCCUAGAAGUAUACCCCGACAGAGUUUUCAUGCUUGGCUGGUAGUCCAGAACAGGAUCCCCACUCGCGACCGCUUGAUCUCUUGGGGUCUCCAAAUGUGGGAUCGUACCACAAAGAAGUUGGGACAACUCCCUCAAUCAGAUGUUAUCGCUCUCACCGGUGGCUUCGACUAUGCGAUCACUGACUCUCCUUGGGUGGCAGGCAUGCUUCUAUUGGAUUUGGAAUGA